GGUCAGCCCCCCAAGACCGGAAGCGAAGAAAGGAAAUUUACGGAGAGGGUAUUCUGCCCUGGAAAAUCGCGCUCUGCUCGUCGGACGAUCUCUCUCGUCCUCGCGGCGAGAAGCGGGCCGGCUCGCCGCGAGACACCUCGUCCUGGUCACGGCGGAGGCAGGGAAUUAAUAAAGAAAAAGAGAAAUGUCGGAGAAUUGCAUCCCAGAAAAUGGGAUCUACGAUAUCAGCGUAUUAAC
Molecule: messenger RNA, 237 nt
Organism: Acaulospora colombiana
Lineage: Eukaryota; Fungi; Glomeromycota; Glomeromycetes; Diversisporales; Acaulosporaceae
Source: the annotation of a GenBank genome assembly